Messenger RNA from Hyphopichia burtonii NRRL Y-1933, 623 nucleotides. RefSeq names its product pyridoxal 5'-phosphate synthase. The transcript has a single exon. The coding region runs from base 75 to 623 and encodes 182 amino acids. Gene Ontology annotation, cellular component: nucleus; cytoplasm. Lineage: Eukaryota; Fungi; Ascomycota; Pichiomycetes; Serinales; Debaryomycetaceae. The record is from RefSeq and is a predicted model, not a curated record.
AUUAGUCCAUUAACAGCGAGAAGAAGCUCUACUAAAGCGCUUUCCAACUCCAAAUCAACCAAUAGUUACUCACAAUGUCGACUGCAUUAUCAUUACCAGACUCAGUUGUCAAGUUAUUAAAAUCUACAAGGUUUGUUCAUUUGGCAACUUGCAAAGACAACUUUCCACAUGUAUCUUUAAUGAAUUAUACUUACUACAGUAAAGAAAAUGAAUAUUAUAUUAUCACCACCUCACCAAAGAAAACUACGAAAUACGAAAAUAUAAUUUCUAAUCCAAAUGUUUCAUUAUUAGUGCACGACUGGAUAUCAGCCAGGAAUCCUGAUGAAUCAACUUCAGAUUCAGUUGCUAAUAAAAGACGUAACUCGUUAUAUGAGUUGUUGACUAAUUUGAAUAAAAGCGAAAUAAGCAGUGUAUCGGUGAUGAUUAAUGGUAAAGCAGAAAUAUUGAGUCCUCAUACUGACCUUGAGAAAUUCAAUUUUUUCAAGUCAUUACAUUUGAAUAAUGAUUCAAUUGACGCAAUUCAAUCUAAAAACUAUAUUGAAAGUGAAGAUAUUGCCUUGAUCUUAAUUAAAGUUAGUAGUGUGAAAGUUACUGACACUAAUGAUAAUGUUGAAAGUUAUUAA